This is a messenger RNA of Lagopus muta (rock ptarmigan), 2582 nucleotides long. RefSeq names its product LHFPL tetraspan subfamily member 7 (gene LHFPL7). The coding region runs from base 1 to 654 and encodes 217 amino acids. NCBI's taxonomy places the organism in Eukaryota, Metazoa, Chordata, Aves, Galliformes, Phasianidae. The transcript is spliced from 3 exons. The record is from RefSeq and is a predicted model, not a curated record. Gene Ontology annotation, cellular component: membrane.
AUGCUGUCGGUGCCGGUGCCGGUGGCGGGCGCGGGGGCGGCGCGGGGCACGGGCUCCCUGCCCCGCCGGCGCACCAUGUGCAGCGGCGUCGGCUGCUUCUGGGCGCUGCUCUCCGCGGGGCUCCUGGCCGCCUGCGCCGCCGCCUUCCUCUCCCCGGCCUGGCUGCUGCCGCCCGGGAGAGCCGCCGCCGGCUUCGGCUUGCUGUGGCGGUGCUCCGGCCCGCCCCGCGGCUGCCACGGCUCCGCCGGUCCCGGCGGCUUCGGAGACAUCCCCUCCGGCUCCUGGCAGACGAGCGCCGUGCUGUGUGCGGGAGGCUGUGCCCUGCUGGCCCUCAGCUCGCUGCUGGCCAUCGUCGCCAUCCUGCUGCCCAGUGGAGCCUGUGAGAGGAAAGUCUGCACUCUGGCCGGCUACAUGCAGACAGCAGCAGUGUUCAUUAUGGCUUCUGGGCUUUUGGUUUACCCUUUUGGUUUCAACUCUGCUACUGUGAAGAGAUUCUGUGAGAAUUCAGACAUCUACUAUGCAGGAGACUGCCAGAUUGGAUGGGGGUAUAUGCUGGCAAUUGUGGGGGUCAUGUUGUCUGUCUUUUUACCAUUCUUUGCAAAAUAUGCACCAAAAGAGCACAUAUCUCCGACUCCAAUACCUACUAUUUUAUAGUAUUUUAUGACUGUUUAAGAACAGAACAUUCCUGUCUACGGGCAAUGGGCAGCAGUUAUUAUAGCACUUCCAUUUAGCUGUAUUGCUAAAGAGAAAAAAAGAAAAAAAGAAAAAAAAAAAAAAAAGGAGAUGGGGAGAGAAGGUCAGAUUCACAAAGACCAAAAGUGCAUUGAUAGUCUUCCGUACACACGAGCAGCGAACGCUCUGGAAUUAAACUAAGAUGAAUCAGCAGCCUUUGUGCUGCUCCGAACACAGCCUUAGCAAAAGUUGGUAUCAGUUUAUCCUCAGAACAUCUGUCUACCUCCCAGGCUGUUUCUUUUGUGUCUCAAAACCUUAAGACUUUUAAAAAGUUUCAAUCCACUUUUUAUAUAUUAUUAAAUGUGAAAGCUUUUAUGAACCCACUAAUUUUAAAACCAAUAACAAUAUUUUGUUAUAAUUAUUUUGGUUAAUUAAAAAAAUAAAAAAAGCCUACUAGUAGCCAUGGCCUACAAUUAAGCCUGAUAACUAAAAGCAUAUACCAGAACAAUUUCCUUUUUAAUCUCUAUGUAUUAGUAGUACCUCCAUAUUGUCAGUUGUCAGGACACAUUCAUCCUGAUCUAAUCCUCCAGAUUUACAGUCAUGUUCAUGAAGAUAACAGAGAGAGAUGUAACUGCUUCCAAAGGCUCAUGAUGAUGUAACAGGUUAAGAAAGUAUUUUUUUUUCCCAUGUUUCUUCAAUUCUUAUUUUAAGUGGAAUCUUGCAGAAUGAUUUGAACUGUGACAACUGCAGAUUUGUUGUUGCUGCUCUUUAAGGCAGUAAACAACAAUCUGUGCUUACAGCGAGUGUGUGCCCUGUGGCCCUUAUGUGUAGUGGCAACGCAAGCCAGAAUUGACCAGAUAUCCAAUCCUUUUAAGAUCCUGCUAUUGUAAUAUGUUUAGAUGGGAAGUGUUACUGCAUACUAUGAAGAAGAAGAAUCUGAUUCCACGUCAGAAGUAGCACAUGGCCAUAGUUCGUGGGCUCGUGUGUGCAAUUCAUCUGAUCUCCUCAGUAGCACUGGAUUCAUUACUAUCAAAGACUGAAAUAAGUGCACUUGAUUCCUUAAGGAAGGGAAAUAUUGGGUUCUAAGCUCCCCCCACUGUUCUGUGUUUCAUUUAAAAUAAUUUGAAUUCUAGUAUUUUAUUUUCUAUUAUUUAUUAACAGGCACAUAGCUUAUAUUUAAUUCAGAGCCGUAUGUCUCAGUUUGCAUUUUGGCACAACCUAAGUGAUCAAGUCCAUUACUCUUCAUUUAUCUGAGCCCAACUAAUUCCAGAAGUUAGUGCUGCUUUUAUGUUGUUUUUUUAUGGAACGUGUACAUGAAGGAACAGACAGAGACAUGUUGAGGAUGUACAACAAAUGCAAACAGACAGAACAAUCACUGUGUAAUUUUAAUACGUCAGAGACUCCUACAGUCUGGUUUACAUUCCUCACGCUUCUGAACAUCAAUGGACUGUUGCAUUGUUUUCCAAAAUGAUGAUCUGUUGUUAGGUUUUCAUGCACUCCAAAAGCAAAUUCUGCACACUAAGUUUCAUCACUGACCUUUGGAAACACAGAUUUCACAGUAGAAUUAAGGACACUGAGAAUUAGAGAAAGAGCAUUGUGUGUUUUUGCUCUCAGUGAAUAAGAGAUGACAUCCUCCAGAUACCUAACAAAGUAGCUUAAAGGAAUGUCAAAAUCAAGCAGAAUUGAUUUCCAUCAUUUCUGUAUAGUAGCACGCUUCCCAGUAACAUCCUUUAAACUGAUAGCUAAAAUUGACAAUUUUUGUAUAAAAGUCAGAAAAGUGAGGAAUAACGACCAACAAGUAAAAAGAAAAUGAUAACCACAAAGUAGAGAGAGAGAGACAGAGAUGCAGGCUUUUCUUUCCUAACCAACCUGUGCCUUUACUCUAGAACCAUUAGACAAGACAGGAUCAA